Molecule: messenger RNA, 1849 nt
Organism: Cicer arietinum (chickpea)
Lineage: Eukaryota; Viridiplantae; Streptophyta; Magnoliopsida; Fabales; Fabaceae
Product: protein CANDIDATE G-PROTEIN COUPLED RECEPTOR 7-like
Biological process (GO): transport
Cellular component (GO): Golgi apparatus; membrane
Source: RefSeq, a predicted model, not a curated record
UACGCCAACAUACAUAGAUUAAAACAGAACAAUAGAAGAAAACAGUUUCACUCAAAUCAUUAUUCAGAGUCUCACCCUUCAUCCAAAAAAUGAAGAAAACGACCUUCACCACCGUCGUUUCACUCAUCACAAUUUUAUUCACGGUAAUGAUACCCCAAUCGACGGCUGAGAUCAAAUCUCUCACCAUAACCUCCGAUACCCGACCCAUGAUCCUAUUAGAAAAAUUUGGGUUCACACAUACUGGUCACGUCCGGAUCGCCGUAUCAGAAGUCUCCGUCGCCGCUUCCGCUUCACAACCCGACCCAUCCCGUCUCGGAUUCUUCCUCCUAAGCGAAGAAUCACUUCUUCAAGUCCUAAUUGAGAUCCAACAAAACCCUAGCUUCUGCGUUCUCGAUUCACACUACAUCACGAGUUUAUUCACCUUCCGCGACCUUUCGCCACCUCCAACGGCGUCGUUUAACCGUUCUUAUCCCGUCACAUCGCCGAAUGAGUUCAGUCUCUUUUUCGCGAAUUGCGCGCCGGAAACCUCCGUUUCCAUGGCCGUUCGCACGGAGCUUUUCAACCUCGACGCCGACAGUUCACGUGAUUAUCUCUCCGCCGGUCAAACUCAACUUCCUACAUUGUUCUUCCUCUUCUCAAUCGUUUACUUCGUUUUCCUCGUGAUCUGGUUCCACGUUUGUUACACUAACAAACGCUCCGUUCACCGGAUCCAUCUUCUCAUGGCCACUCUCCUCCUCAUGAAAGCUCUUAACCUAAUCUGCGCCGCCGAGGAUAAACACUACGUCAAAGUCACAGGAACUCCACACGGUUGGGAUGUUCUCUUCUACAUUUUCCAGUUCAUCCGUGUCGUGUUGCUUUUCACCGUCAUUGUAUUGAUCGGUACCGGAUGGUCGUUUCUCAAGCCAUUUCUACAAGAAAGGGAAAAGAAGGUUCUCAUGGUUGUUAUUCCCCUCCAGGUUUUGGCUAAUUUAGCUUCUGUUGUGAUCGGUGAAACGGGUCCUUUUAUCAAAGAUUGGGUUACCUGGAACCAGGUUUUCUUACUUGUUGAUAUCAUUUGCUGUUGUGCAAUCAUUUUUCCUAUUGUGUGGUCGAUUAAAUCGCUUAGGGAAACCUCAAAAACUGAUGGAAAAGCUGCUAGGAAUCUCGCGAAAUUAACCCUUUUUAGGCAGUUUUAUAUUGUUGUUAUUGGUUACCUUUACUUCACAAGGAUUGUUGUUUUUGCUCUUAAGACCAUUACUGCUUAUAAGUAUAGGUGGGUUAGUAAUCUUGCUGAGGAAGGUGCUAGUCUUGCCUUUUACAUUGUCAUGUUUUACAUGUUUAUGCCUGUGGAGAAGAAUGAGUAUUUUGUGCUUGAUGAGGAGGAAGAAGAGGCUGCAGAGAUUGCUCUCAGGGAAGAAGAGUUUGAGCUUUGAAAAAAAUAGUAAUGCUUUUAGCUCAAUCAUCACGCAUAUCAGGUUCGUCCGAUUUGCCUAUAACUGCUACAGCUACAUUUGUGGUUCAAGUCUACUGCGCUGUCACUGCAUUGCUUUUCCUCCUUGACCGUUCUUUAUUUUUUCCCCCCUUAACAUUCUAUUUUACAGUUAGAGAUAUUGGAAUACUGCCUGUAUGUUUUUAGAUUUUAUUUUGUUUGCAACACUCAUCUUGUAUUGUGCGAUUAGAAAAAGUUUGUUCAUGUUUGUACCCAUAAUCAAAUGCUACUAUCACUCAAGGAAAUGAUUGCUCAGUUGCUACCGAGUUAUUUUGUAACUCACAGUUCUUCUUUGAAUUUUCCAUAUUCACAUUCUUCUUGACUGUAAGGUUAAAACGAGCAAUGUAUACUGUAAUCAAUUGGACAUACAUUCUCUGGGAA